Molecule: messenger RNA, 5064 nt
Organism: Oxyura jamaicensis (ruddy duck)
Lineage: Eukaryota; Metazoa; Chordata; Aves; Anseriformes; Anatidae
Gene: RBM12B
Product: RNA binding motif protein 12B
Exons: 2
Coding region: 2361-4463 (700 amino acids)
Biological process (GO): regulation of RNA splicing
Cellular component (GO): nucleoplasm; ribonucleoprotein complex
Molecular function (GO): RNA binding
Source: RefSeq, a predicted model, not a curated record
AUAGUAGUUUAGUGCAGGCUUAGCUUCCAGUACGCGUUUAUUUAUUUAUUUAGUUAACUUUUGAGGGAGGUGUUUCUUGAGUGAAGCUCUAAUGGCAUUCGGAGUUCACUAAGGCUGUGGAGGUAUAGGUGUAGUACUGCUUUCCGGUUAACUGAGUCAAAUGCAGAAUUUCUUAAAGCAUUAACGUGCAUACCUCUGCUUUUAAAUUUGCCAUGAGGUUGCCAGUCUGUUCAUUACGUAACUCUCGUUCUUUGAAGUUCUUGCUCAGUUCAUGAACUGGCAUGUGCAUCCUAAAAGUCACCCAUUCUGGUCAUUGACUUAACAGUUGGAUGGCUUGUCUACGGUUCUUACCACUUCUUGAUUGUUUAAUAUAUGGCUACUAAAAGCUUACUAUCUGAUCUUACACUUCAGUUUGUGGAUUUCUUAUGUCACACGUUAAGAUCUGGAAUCAGUGUGUCUGGUUUUAAACACUGGAGGUUGUAUGUUGGUGCAUCAUGGAGAACGUUUGUCACCGAAGAAGUACUGAGGAGAUCUGUUCUGAAUGCUGUUUAAAAAUGGGGAUGAGAAUGCAGACUUACGAAAUUCAGAACAACUACAGAUAAAGUGCAUCGUCAAGUAGCAGGGCAGCGGAUUUCACUUCGCAAGACACGAAGGCCAUAUAAGAAAAUCCUGCCCUUGAAUUCUCUCCUUGCUUUUUUGGCAUGGCCAUCACAUCUGUUGAGAAGAUAGAUUAAAAAGUGCAGAGGGUCUGGCUGGGAUGGAGCUAACUUUCCUCGUAGCGGCCGCGGUGGUGCUGUAUUUUGGAUUGGUGGCUGGACAGUGUUGACAACACACCACGCUAUUGCUGCGCAGCCCUCACCCAGCAUCAAGGCUCUCUCUUUUCCCCGCUCAGCCACUGCAGCCAGCAGGCAGGGAGUAGGCAAGAGGUUGUGAGGGGACGCAGCCGGGGCAGCUGACCCAGACUGACCAAUGUAACGUUAUGCUCAGCAACAUGAACUGAGGUAGAGGAAGAAGAAGGUUUUUGUUUGGUUUCUGUGGAGGGAAGUGUCUUUUUGGCUUCUAAGGUGGCCGUUGUUUGGAGGGAGGCUGGGAAUCAGUCCACCUGUGGGAGGUGGUGAGUGAUUUCCUUUGUUUUGCUUUUUUUUCUUCACCUUUUAAAGUUUCUUUUAUCUUGACCCACAAGUUUUCUUGCCUUUCCUCUGAUUUUCUUCCUCAUCCUGCUGGUGAGGAUGGGGUAAACAAUCAACCGUGUGGGUGCUGGCUGGGGUCAAUGCUCCACAAAGCUACACGGAGAGCUGACGGUCUUCAGUGCAAGUAUUAAACAAGCAGUUGGUUUGGGUUUGUUGUGUUUAUAAAGUGCUGAUGUAGAAGUGACCUAGAACAUGAUAGUUACAGAACUUAGUCUUUGCUCUCGUUUUCGCUAGGUUUAAGCGGAGUGACUAGUUACUGUGAUCAGUAGGUAACUUGGCACCAGGAUCUAGUGCUUCAUGGUUAUUGAGCAAGGAUUUUGUAGAGGGCAUAUUCACAAAUGCUUGUCAUUGGGGCCUUGGACUCUUGUUUUUUUUAGAGGGAUGUAGUUAGUUGUUCUGGGAGCUUGUCUUUGUUCUGAGAGUGCUGUGCUAUGUGUUGUGUGAUGUUAGAUGGUAAUGUUAAAAACCCGGAUGUGGUCAAGUCAGUGGAUUAAGUGAUAGCUGUUUCUUACUUGUGAAAGGCAGUUAACAUUUAGGGAAAAUACAGAAUUUUGUUUUGUGAAUUGAAGCACUUGCUGAAGUUUCUUCUUGCUGCCUAGUUUUGUUCUGUUAAUAGUCUUCAUUGUGGACGUUAAGUGCAGUGCUGGACUGGUGAAUAGCGUACUCCUGUUGUGAGACUUGAAAGCAGGUGGAUUUUGGAAGAACGGACACACACUGUAAUCUUGAGAUGGACUUGCGCAUCUUUCAAGGACUCAAUGAAUUGAGGGUUUUCCCCUGAAUUCACUGUCAAUCUGUUUGAUUUCAACAGUUCGGUAUGGCACAAUCGAUGACCAAAUAACUUCAUCGUGUUUUCAUCAUUUGCAGAAGUCAACUUAACUUUUGAAUUUCCUUUGCUUCUAAAAUGGCAACACAAAGAUGCAGUGCAUAACGUGUUGGGAUGCGGAAGGAGUUCUUCAUUUUGUCCCAGAUUGUGGUUUCUUUACAUGCCUGGCUUUAAUAUUAGCCACUGCUAUGGAUGAGCUGCAGCAAUGUAGCACAGUUUGUAAACCAAAGUACAGAUAUCAGCCAUUAAUUGUGUUUCAUUUUCUUUCCACAGUUAAGUUGGUUUUACAGAAUUUAUCAGGUCUUCCAAGCAGAAACAGGUGAUUUUUGCUGUGGGUUGAGCUCAGCAUGGCUGUAGUCAUCCGUUUACAGGGGCUUCCUGUUGUUGCGGGUCCUGCAGAUAUUCGUCGUUUCUUCUUGGGAUUGAAUAUUCCCGAUGGAGGUGUGCAUAUUAUUGGAGGAGAAAUUGGGGAGGCUUUUAUUAUAUUUGCAACAGAUGAAGAUGCACGGCGUGCCAUGAGCUGUUCAGGAGGGUUUAUCAAGGACUCCCGCGUAGAGCUCUUUCUCAGCAGCAAGGCGGAGAUGCAGAAUACCAUAGAAAUGAGCCGGAAACGAUUUGAUCGUGGGGGACGAGAAACUCUGUCUGGGUCUAGACGAACAGGUGCUAAUGGUUCUGGUGCAUCCGGUGUCGGAGACAUUUCGCAUUUAGUCGCGGCUAUUACGAAAGGAAUAAAUAAAUCUGGUUACGGUCCGCCAAAUCACCCGGAGGCUGGUUUCCAUGCCAAUGGCACAAGACAUGGUGAUGUAGGCAUGCCUAAAUCAAGCUAUCAGUCAAGAAAGGAUUCUCAUGCGUUUAACCCAGAUGAUCUGUACUUAUUCCUGCGUGGCAUACCGUACUCUGCGACAGAAGACGCAGUGCGUGCGUUCCUUUCCGGAAUACGCGUGGACGGAGUGAUUCUGAUAAAGCACCGUAACGGUUUAAAUAACGGUGAUUGCUUGGUAAAAUUCGCUACACCUGGUGAUGCCUUAGAGGGACUUAAACGCCACAGGCAGUACAUGGGGCAGAGGUUCAUAGAAAUCAGUCCGACUACAGAGGAACGGUGGAUUGAGUAUGGCGGGAGGGUAGACGUGCCGAAUGAGAUGGAUCACUUCUUCAAAGAACGUUCUCCAAGAAGUUCGGGCUACAUGCAUGCAAGGAAGCAUUCUCAUUCGAGAUCACCAAGGAGACAAAGAACGCGUUCUCGUUCGCCUCCCAGCCAGGAAUAUUACAUACACCUAAGGAAUCUUUCAACUAACGUGGAGAAGAGAGAUUUGAGAGCUUUUUUCCCUGAUCUGGAUGUAUGCAGCAAACAAAUCAAACUUCUAACGGACAAGCAUCAGAGGAGGACUAGAGAUGCCUUUGUGAUGUUAAGGAGUGAGAGAGAUUAUCAGGCUGCUUUGGAGUGCCAUAGAAAGGUUCUUCUCAACCGUCCCGUUUACAUUUUUCCAAUUUCAAAAAAGUCUAUGUUGAAAAUAAUUGAUUCUUACGAGAGGAGAAGAUCUCAGGAAAGAGAUCUUCCUGGACAGGCCAUGACAGACAAAAGUUACCGGGAAGGUCAUUCUGGCCCUAAGGUGUGUGCGUAUGUGAGGAAUUUUCCAUUUGAUGUGACAAAAGUCGAAGUGCAAAAGUUCUUUGAGAGAUUUGAUAUUGAUGAAGAUGACAUUUACUUGCUCUAUGACGACAAAGGAGCUGGGCUGGGAGAAGCCUUAGUGAAGUUUAAAUCUGAAGAACAAGCCAUGAAAGCGGAAAACUUAAAUCGUCGAAGGUUCUUGGGAACGGAGGUGUUACUGAGACUGAUAUCUGAAGAGCAGAUGCAGAAGUUUGGAGUAACUGUUCCCUUCUCUGCCCCAAAUGAGAUGCAGGGGCAUUCGCACGCGUAUGACAGAGGUGAGCUUUCCCGUCCGGUUGGUUCACCGCCUGGACCACCGCAAGGGCCACCCAUGCACUCGUUUGGUCCCCCUGGGAACUUCAGGCAUCCUUCUGAAUUUAGGCACCCCCCUGAGAACUUCAUGUGCCCUCCUAAGGAUUUUAGAGGUCCGCCACCCCUCAUGGAUUUUGGUGGUGACAGCGAACACUUCGGCAGAAUGGAGUUCGGGAAUAAUAAAAUGGGGAAUUUCCCAGAAGGAAGAUUUAUGCCGGACCCAAAUUUCAGUGGUGGUGGUGGUUCUGACCGUGUUGUUCCUAUUCGAUUGAAAAAUUUACCUUUUAAAGCGACUCCUAAUGAGAUUCUGGAUUUUUUCUAUGGCUACAGAGUCAUACCGGAGUCGGUUUCCGUACAGUAUAACGAACAAGGAUUGCCUUCGGGUGAUGCCAUUGUUGCUAUGACAAACUAUGAGGAAGCGAUGGCUGCUAUUAACGAAUUGAAUGAUAGGCCAAUUGGUCCCAGGAAAGUUAAGCUGAGCUUGCUGUAAAGGAGGAAAAGAUGCUCUAGAAUAAAACAUUCUAGAUUUGACAGUAUUGACAGUUGUUUUUACGUUUUUAAUUACUAGAAGUUGAAGAAAAAACGGUUUCCAUCAACGGUUGUAAAUAAUAUCUAGUUCAGGUGUUUAGCUCUGGGUUGAAAUAUCUGUAUGGUUAAGAUUUGAGAAAUGUAUUGUGCCUACUUCUUGUGGCAGAGAAGAACCCUGAGAUUCCGGAGGACAUUGAAUAUUUUACAGCAAGGUAUAAAAGCAUGGAUUUCUAAUGCUUUUUUUUUUUUUUUUUUUUUUUGCUUUAAUUCCAUGUCCCCUGACUUUGCAUCAAAUAAAAUUGUAAGUGCUGGUUGUCUGACCACGCAAACGGUUCAAACAGAAAAACUUCAGUGCUAUCUGCAUUAGUCAGUAACUGUUCUUAUUGAGGGUAGCUUAAUAAAAUUAAAAAAGACUGAUUUUUUUUUUUUUCAUGUAAGCUGUUCAGGUUUUGUUUGGUUUCAUGUGUUUGCAGGCAUCCCUAUUAGAAGAAAAAAAGAUCUGUUCACAUUAGCUGGCUUUGCUGGCUUUGCAACUUUUUUAAUAAAAAAGAAAUUGUUAUUAA